Symbiodinium necroappetens is the source of this 231-nucleotide messenger RNA. NCBI's taxonomy places the organism in Eukaryota, Dinophyceae, Suessiales, Symbiodiniaceae. The record is from the annotation of a GenBank genome assembly.
GAACGCGACUUCGGCUGGAACGGCAUUCUGAUCGAGGCCAAUCCGACUUAUUGGUGGGGCCUGCUGCAUCGCAAUGCCAGCCUCUUCCUGGGACCUGUUGGUGCUGAGGACGAGAAGGUCACCUUCCAGCUCCACGAUGAGACAUCUGGCAUUGUGGGCGAAAACUUCGAUGCAAAACCCAAAAAAGAGUGGAAAGAGACAUUCUCCUACACGACGACCUCUCUGGCGAGC